UAAGAUAAUUCUGGAAUGCAGUCUACAUUGACUUGUUAGUGGCACACACAACGUUGCGUCUUGUCCGCAAUACUUUCGUGUGAAUGUGACGAACAGACCUCAUGUGUCAGAGGGGAGGCGUCACUCGGAACACUGUAGUAGACAUCACUAAUCCGGGAGACCUCCCGCUAGCUUCACUCGGUCACUGCGCAGCCAGGAAGGAGCUCCGAAGCUGGACUUACUGAGACCGUCCCUCCGCCGUAUGUGGCAUUUCAAACUUCCUCACACUGCCCGCUGACGCCUUUGAAAGAUACAUAUUGUGUAGGCUGCUCACUGCAGGAUAGCCAUGGAGGAUGGGAAGCCUGUAUGGGCUCCUCACCCGACUGACGGGUUCCAGCUGGGAACUAUCAUCGACAUAGGGGCUGAUGCCCUCACCAUUGAGCCACUGAACCAAAGGGGCAAGACCUUUCUGGCACCGAUGAACCAAGUCUUCCCGGCGGAGGAUGACGUCAACAAGCAUGUGGACGACAACUGCAGCCUUAUGUACCUCAAUGAAGCAACCCUUCUCAACAACGUCCGAGUGCGGUACAAUAAAGACCAUAUUUACACAUAUGUGGCGAACAUCUUAAUCGCUGUGAAUCCUUACUAUGACAUUCCAAAACUGUACGGACCUGAUGCUAUUAAAGCGUAUCGAGGAAAGUCCCUGGGCACGAUGCCUCCUCAUGUCUAUGCCAUUGCUGACAAAGCCUACAGGGACAUGAAGGUUCUCAAAAUGAGUCAGUCCAUCAUCGUAUCUGGGGAAUCCGGUGCUGGGAAAACUGAAAACACCAAAUUUGUUCUCAGAUAUUUGACGACAACAUAUGGAAGUGGCCAAGAUAUUGAUGAAAGGAUUGUUGAAGCAAAUCCGCUUCUUGAGGCAUUCGGAAACGCAAAGACUGUCCGGAACAACAACAGCAGUCGCUUUGGGAAGUUUGUGGAAAUCCAUUUUGAUGAAAAGAACUCGGUCGUGGGUGGAUUCGUCUCACAUUACCUCUUGGAGAAGUCAAGGAUUUGCAUGCAGAGCAAUGACGAAAGGAACUACCACAUCUUCUACAGGCUGUGUGCCGGAGCGUCUGAGGACAUCAAGAAAAAACUUCACCUGGAUUCUCCUGACAGCUUCAGGUACUUGAAUCGUGGCUGCACCAGAUACUUUGCUGGGAAAGAAUCGGAAAAACAAAUCAUGCAGAACCGCAAGAGUUCAGAGCAUCUCAAGGUUGGAGCGCUGAAGGACCCCCUUCUGGACGACCAGGGGGAUUUCAACAGAAUGUGUGUGGCCAUGAAGAAAAUCGGUCUGGAUGACACUGAGAAACUGGAUCUGUUCAGGGUUGUGGCUGGAGUCCUGCAUCUUGGCAAUAUUGACUUUGAAGAAACAGGAAGCAGCUCAGGCGGAUGUGUCCUGAAAAACCAGUCAGGGCAAACUCUUCAGUACUGCGCGGACCUGCUAGGUCUGGACCAGGACGAUUUACGGGUCAGCCUCACCACUAGAGUGAUGCUCACCACAGCAGGGGGCGCCAAAGGAACAGUCAUUAAAGUGCCUCUGAAGGUGGAGCAAGCGAACAACGCUCGCGAUGCCCUGGCCAAGGCUGUCUACAGCCGCCUCUUUGACCAUGUGGUCAAACGAGUGAACCAGUGCUUCCCCUUCGACACGUCCUCAAACUUCAUCGGAGUGCUGGACAUCGCUGGGUUUGAGUAUUUUGAACACAACAGCUUCGAGCAGUUCUGUAUCAACUACUGCAACGAGAAGCUGCAGCAAUUCUUCAACGAACGCAUUCUGAAAGAGGAACAAGAGCUGUAUCAAAGAGAAGGGCUCGGAGUGAGCGAAGUGCACUAUGUUGACAACCAGGAUUGUAUUGAUUUGGUGGAAUCCAAGAUGGUGGGAAUCUUGGAUAUUUUGGACGAAGAGAAUCGUCUCCCUCAGCCCAGCGACCAGCACUUCGCCCUGGCCGUGCACAGUAAACACAAAGACCACUUCAGAUUGACGGUCCCACGGAAAUCCAAACUGGCAGUUCAUCGUAAUCUUCGUGACGAUGAAGGCUUCAUCGUCAGGCACUUUGCUGGGGCCGUCUGUUAUGAAACAACUCGAUUUGUGGAGAAGAAUAAUGAUGCGUUACACAUGUCCUUGGAGAGCUUGGUGUGCGAGUCAAAAGACAACUUUGUUCGAGCUCUAUUCGAAAAUUCCAACACAGUCAAGGACUCCAAACAAAAGGCGGGCAAGCUCGGCUUCAUCAGCGUUGGCAACAAAUUCAAGACACAGCUCAACCUGCUGCUUGAGAAGCUACGCAGUACAGGCUCAAGUUUCAUCCGAUGUGUGAAGCCCAAUCUCAAAAUGGUCAGUCACCAGUUUGAGGGGGCCCUAAUUCUCUCUCAGCUGCAGUGCUCAGGAAUGGUGUCGGUGUUGGACCUGAUGCAGGGCGGGUUCCCCUCGCGGGCCCCUUUCCAUGAGCUCUACGACAUGUACAAGAAGUACAUGCCAGAGAAGCUCACACGUCUGAAUCCACGGCUCUUCUGCAAGGCUUUGUUCAAAGCUCUCGGCCUGAAUGAUGUCGACUUUAAAUUUGGGCUGACCAAAGUGUUCUUCCGCCCUGGGAAAUUUGCAGAGUUUGACCAGAUCAUGAAGUCCGAUCCGGACCACCUCGCAGAGCUGUUGAAGAAAGUGAAUCAGUGGCUGGUGUGCAGCCGCUGGAAGAAGGUCCAGUGGUGCAGCCUGUCUGUCAUCAAACUCCGAAACAAGAUGAGCUACCGAGCCCUGGCCUGUAUUAAGAUCCAGAAGACCGUCAGAAUGUGGUUGUGUAAGAAGAAGCAUAAGCCCCGCAUUGAUGGAAUGGUCAAGAUUAAAAACCUGAAGAAACAUAUGGAGCGAUUCAACGAGGUGGUGAAUGGGCUGAAAGAGGGCAAACAAGAAAUGGCCAAACUGGUGAAAGAGCUCGCGGCUUCCAUAGACGCUCUGUUGGCCAAAAUAAAGGGCACAAUAAUGACUUGGAAGCAGAUCGACACGGAGUACCAAGUUUUGGUCAAACGCUCGGAGCAGCUGCUCUCGUCCAUGCAGAAGAAGAAGCAGGAGGAAGAAGAGACCGAAAGGCUGAAGCGCAUCGAGGAGGAAAUGGAGAAGGAGAGGAAAAGGAGAGAGAAGGAAGAGCAACGGCGCAAACAAGAGGAAGAGGACAGGCGAUUAAAAUCUGAAAUGGAACUGAAGAGGAAGCAGGAGGAGGAAGACAGGAAGAAAAGAGAAGAGGAAGAGAAGGUUUUACAGGCAGAGUUGGAGGUCCAGCUGGCUCUGGAGCGAGAGGAGGAGGCUCAACGCGCCACCAUACUGGAGCAGGAGAGACGAGACAGGGAGCUCGCCAUGAGGAUCGCUCAGAGCGAGGCUGAGCUGAUUUCUGAAGAGGGUCAGGUGGAUGCCAGCCUGCGCAGCGGUGAGCUUUUUUCAGACCUCCCUAUCUCUUCAUCUUCUGCCAGAGCCAUGGGUCCUCAGGUGCAGGCCACCAAAGCUGCAGCCGGCGGGAAAAAGUACGACCUCAGCAAGUGGAAGUAUGCUGAGCUGCGAGAUGUCAUCAACACUUCCUGUGAUAUUGAGCUACUGGCCGCCUGCAGGGAGGAGUUCCAUCGGCGUCUGAAAGUCUAUCACGCGUGGAAGUCCAAGAAUAAGAAACGCACAGACGAUGGCAGCGAUCAGAGGGCGCCUAAAUCUGUCACUGACUACGCUGAACAGAACCUGACUCCUGCCAUGACGGCGCAGCAUCAGGAGGUGACCAUGAACCGUCAGCAGAGAUACUUCCGCAUCCCCUUCAUCCGCCCCGCCGACCAAUAUAAGGACCCCCAGAACAAGAAGAAAGGCUGGUGGUACGCUCACUUUGAUGGGCCCUGGAUCGCCAGGCAGAUGGAGCUGCACCCUGACAAACGGCCCAUCGUGCUGGUGUCAGGCAAGGACGACAUGGAGAUGUGCGAGCUGAGUCUGGAGGAGACAGGUUUGACCCGGAAGAGGGGCGCAGAGAUCCUCCCCAGGCAGUUUGAAGAAAUCUGGGAGCGCUGUGAUGGAAUUCAGUACCUGAAGAAAGCCAUUGAGAACAAACAGGCCCGGCCCACGUAUGCCACCGCCAUGCUCCAGAGUCUCCUCAAGUGAUCCACGGCGGCGAGAUAAGAAGACGACAACCACCCUGAGUCAUGAAGCUUGAACAAGCAAGUGGAAUUAUGAAGACCAAUCUGCUGCCGCGGUCUGUGUGGAAGAUAAACCGUCGAGAGGGUUGCUGCUGCGUAUGAUAAGCUCUUUUAACAGCUCUUUUUUAACCUCCUUUUUAGCCGUUCGGUCCUCAUUCUAAGUAGAUUUUUGUGUUGAAAUGCUGUUUAUCUGAGGCCUUAAAUUACAAAGCAAAUGCACAACACCGAGGACGCCUUAAUGGGAAAAUGUUUAGCAUUUAAACCUCUAUGUGUGUGGAAGAUGAAAUAGCCUAGCGAUGCAUUUACACGUUACUUUUGUUUUAUUGACAUUGUAAUGGUUUUUCCUGCAAAAUAAACCACUGUGAGUCUCAAUAUUGUAAUUUAUUUGUUUCUCAAAAAUGUUUUCUAUUUGUGUUUGGUUUGCGCAUGAGGAAGCGUGUAACUCUAAGCAGGACUGAUCAUGUGAUUUGUGUGUUUAUGAAUAUUUGAUAAAAGGCUCCCAGACACUAAUCCUUCAUACAAUUACUCCGGUGCAUGUAAUUACACAAAGCGACCGCAGUUAACAACGAUUGACGUUUCGGCGUUUUGAUUUCCUCUCUGAUGUUUUUGCCUUUGCACUGGGGUCGUGUUAACAAUAAACCUUCGCCCUGCCGUUCCUCUGUAGCUUCAUGAACGACUGGCGCGGACCGGCUGAUUGGCUGCGUGUUGUCGUACUCCGUAAUUGUGGGUGACUGACAGCUAACAAGAUUAGCGCUCAGAUUCUUUAGCAACAGAAGCUAAUUCAUUGCUGGUGUAAUGGCGGGGUCGACGCUCAAACCGUCAUCCCGACGUUUGAGAUUGCACCUCGUAGAACGGUCCAGAGGACUGGCAACCUUCAGUGGCCCUUUGAUACAGUUACCAGUGAACUGGUUAAGUAUUCAGCAAAGAUUUUCGACCGAAACUGGUAGAUAUUUGGGAAACUUUGUGUGUCUCCUUUGGAUGCCUUUUUAAUCGCUUUUCCUGAAUUUUUCUUGAGCUCCGUUAGCUAGCAUACGUGCAUCACUAGUUUGCUCUAGUGAUGCACCAAUACCGAUGCCAGUAUCGGGUAUCGGUCUGAUACCUAGCUACUACUACUACGAUUACUCAUGCUCGUAGAAAGGGCACCGACACCAAGAAAACCGAUACCACUUCACUUCUAAUGUUGUCUUAUGACAAUUUUGUGAAAUUUGUUUUUGUACUGCAGUGAAACUUGUGACCAUCACCCAUGUUGGACUUUGUGUGUGAUGGCACAAGUAAAUAGUAUCUGUAUCUUUGAGUACUCGCAUGCAAGUAAUCAUUUUGUACAAUGACGAGAGACACAAUAUAUACUGCCAGAACUUGUUCAUACCCAGACAAGUUGACAAAGAGUGACCUACUGAUAUGUUUUCUCCUAGAGACUUCGGUGAAAUCCGAUCCUUUCACGAACUGUACACAUUACGCUCAUGAAUUCUCUGCGUGCAACAUAGUAGCCUUGCGUAUCCUCCGUGAGUUGCACCGUACAGUGGACAUCGCCACUAUUUUGUAUCGCCUGUGACACUGUAAUACCGACAAACAGUGCAAACACAUCCAAAACACUGAAGGUACAGUGAGUUGUGCUCAGAUAAAUCUUUUUAUUGUAUUGUGUGUUGAUGCAGUUUUUUUAAAGGUUUCCCCUGAUAUCAAGACUCAGAAUAAGCAUAGGUUUUGGAAAUACUUUUAUAAUUGUGUUAAUAUUUUGUCGGGAAUCCAGUUUAAUGCGUAUUAUGCAUAUUUCUUAUUUAACUUGUGGGCUUCCUGGUUUCUACUAGUCACAGUGUGCUCUGUCUAUAAGUUGUGUACUGUGUUUGAUGUAAAUAAAACCUUUUUUUUUUUAAACACCAGGUGAUGGAAGCGCCUAUAUUCAUAUGAAAAGCCACAACAAUGAGGAAUGGGAUCGAGACGUGCCUCCAACUAGCAGGUACAGGAACUUUUUGAGUCGCAAAUUGUCACAUAACGUAAAGAAACUGAGCGGAAGUGAUGACAAAUUUCUUUUUAUUGUUUGCUUUUAAAUGUAAAAUAUAUCAUAAAAAAAGUCUUCCAAAGGUCAAGAGGAAAAAGCACAGUGGCUAAUUCUAACGUCCGUUUGUAGCCAGCGUUUACAUUCAGUCUCUCUUUUGGAACAAAAUGACCUCCAACAACACAAUCUAAAGGUGUGAGGACGCCGUCUGGAGUGUCCAACUGUAAAUAAUAAAUACCUCAUUGUGAGGAAAGAACAACCUUUUGCCAAGGCUAUACAGGAACUGUCCUUACUGUCGACAAUAAAUAUAAGGUUCUGAUUUAAAACAACCUAAAACAUCCAUAGUUCUCUGUCUAACAAGACAAUUGCAUCACUAUGAACAUCGACUUCUCUCUGGUCUACAUCCGUGUAGCACAAGGUUGUUUGUCGUUGCGAAACAAAAGCAGUCGUUGGGUGUGGUCGGUUCUCAAACGACGGUCACCUCAAAACGCUCGCUGUCCGACGUCCUUACGACGCGACAGCUUCUGUAUUCAUUUGAUGGACGCCACGUCUGCAGAGGAAGCGGAAGACAUUAAAGAAUCGCUUGAUCCAUCAAACAAAUCGUCCGGUAAUUUGUCUUCAUUAAAACGUCUACUGAUUAAAAUCCACACACACUUUUAAAUCAGGAGGAAAUGAAGAAUCAUCAUCCAUUAUGCAGUUCAUUAAAACCAGUAUGUCUUUUACCUUUCAGUGCGUCAUAGAGCUGUAAAAUAUCAAUUGGAAACAUGGUUGAACACUUU
This is a messenger RNA of Synchiropus splendidus (mandarinfish), 6945 nucleotides long. RefSeq names its product myosin VIb (gene myo6b). The coding region runs from base 326 to 4138 and encodes 1270 amino acids. Gene Ontology annotation, cellular component: cytoplasm; actin cytoskeleton; myosin complex. The transcript is spliced from 33 exons. Gene Ontology annotation, biological process: actin filament organization; inner ear morphogenesis; endocytosis. The record is from RefSeq and is a predicted model, not a curated record. NCBI's taxonomy places the organism in Eukaryota, Metazoa, Chordata, Actinopteri, Syngnathiformes, Callionymidae. Gene Ontology annotation, molecular function: microfilament motor activity; ATP binding; actin filament binding.